This is a messenger RNA of Verruconis gallopava, 1234 nucleotides long. RefSeq names its product urease accessory protein G. The record is from RefSeq and is a predicted model, not a curated record. The transcript has 2 exons. The coding region runs from base 216 to 977 and encodes 253 amino acids. Gene Ontology annotation, molecular function: nickel cation binding; GTPase activity. NCBI's taxonomy places the organism in Eukaryota, Fungi, Ascomycota, Dothideomycetes, Venturiales, Sympoventuriaceae.
GUAAAUUUUACAGCAACGCAGUCGUAGUUAGAGUCAAAUUCAUUAUGUCUUGCCAGUAAGGCUUUUUUGGGUCGCUGCGUGGAAGCUGGAAAGGCGUCAUGACUGCCCCACCAUGUGGUUCGGUCUCCAUUUAUCUGCAUUGCACAUUGAUAGAACACCCUUACGCCAUAUACCUGUCGCAUACAACCUCAGCGAUUAUAUUAUCGAUAUAGGCAAUGGUGUCUCACUCACACGACGGCCACAGCCAUUCUCACGAAGGAGUAGAGCACGGCCACACUCAUGAGAUCCUCGAUGGCCCGGGAUCGUUUCUUGGGCGAGAGAUGCCUAUCGUCGAAGGACGUAAUUUUAGCGAGCGGGCUUUUACAGUUGGAAUUGGCGGGCCUGUAGGCUCGGGCAAGACAGCGCUGAUGCUUGCUCUUUGUCAAGCUCUUCGAGAUGAAUAUGCCAUAGCCGCGGUAACGAACGACAUCUUCACGCGAGAAGACUGCGAAUUCCUCAUUCGACAUUCUGCUCUGCCUGCUGAACGUAUCAGGGCAAUCGAAACUGGCGGUUGCCCUCAUGCUGCAGUUCGAGAAGACAUAUCCGCCAACCUUGCGGCGUUGGAAGAUCUACAUAGAGAGUUCAAGACGCAGAUUUUACUCAUCGAGUCUGGGGGCGAUAAUCUUGCCGCAAACUACUCAAGAGAGCUUGCAGAUUUCAUUAUCUAUGUGAUCGACGUGAGCGGCGGCGACAAGAUCCCGAGAAAGGGAGGGCCAGGUAUAACUCAAAGCGACUUGCUCGUUGUUAACAAGACAGACCUCGCAGAAAUUGUGGGGGCUGAUUUAGAGGUGAUGGAAAGGGAUGCACGGAAGAUGAGAGAGGGAGGACCGACAAUUUUUGCUCAGGUAAAGAACGGAGUAGCUGUCAAGGACAUUGUUGGCCUGAUUCUGAGUGCCUGGAAAGCGAGCGGGGCGGCAGCUACGUCGACGUCUAAAUGAGCACGUCUGACACGACAAUACGUAAGUGGGUGGUGCGAGGAUAGUAGUAGAUCUCACUGUUAGAUGAAACGAUUGUGCAUGACAAGAGGCAAAGGUACGACGACGACCUUUAAAGCAGACAUUCAAUUGUUUGACCACGGCACAUUGAGCGCAGGCCGCCUUGUAGUUUCGUCAGGGUAUAUAGCCAAAGACUGUUCAGAGAACUGCAUAAAAUGGGGAUCUCAGAAGCAAAUCCAGGUUGACCUACCUCUCUCUCU